CGGCCGUUUUAGAAGGUGACCCUUUCCUGUCGCAGGUUGCAUGGAGUCGGCUCGUGGGUCUUAAAGACCCGAAAAUCGAGAGUUCCUUCGCGGCCGGGAUACAGCUCCCCGCGGCUUUGCAGCCGUCACCAUGCCACAAAAUGAAUAUAUUGAGUUACACCGUAAGCGCUAUGGAUAUCGUUUGGAUUACCAUGAGAAAAAGAGAAAGAAGGAAAGUCGAGAGGCUCACGAACGUUCAAAAAAGGCAAAAAAGAUGAUUGGCCUAAAGGCUAAGCUCUACCAUAAGCAACGCCAUGCUGAGAAAAUACAAAUGAAAAAGACUAUCAAGAUGCAUGAAAAGAGAAACACCAAACAAAAGAAUGAUGAGAAGACUCCACAAGGUGCAGUACCUGCCUAUCUGCUGGAUAGAGAGGGGCAGUCCCGAGCUAAAGUACUUUCCAAUAUGAUUAAACAAAAACGAAAAGAGAAAGCGGGAAAAUGGGAAGUCCCUCUGCCCAAAGUCCGUGCCCAGGGAGAAACAGAAGUAUUAAAAGUCAUUCGAACAGGAAAGAGAAAAAAGAAAGCAUGGAAGAGGAUGGUUACUAAAGUCUGCUUUGUUGGGGAUGGCUUUACGCGAAAACCACCUAAAUAUGAACGAUUCAUCAGACCGAUGGGCUUACGUUUCAAGAAGGCUCAUGUAACACAUCCUGAACUUAAAGCCACCUUUUGCUUGCCGAUACUUGGUGUAAAGAAGAAUCCCUCAUCCCCACUAUAUACAACUUUGGGUGUUAUUACCAAAGGUACUGUCAUUGAGGUGAACGUGAGCGAGUUGGGCCUUGUGACACAAGGAGGCAAGGUUAUUUGGGGAAAAUAUGCCCAGGUUACCAACAAUCCUGAAAAUGAUGGAUGCAUAAAUGCAGUCUUACUGGUUUGAUAGCAGUUUCACAUAAGUAACUCCUAAUUAUUGGUGAAGACUACAAACCAACCAGGAAAACCACCAUUACCGUGCGUUUACAAAUACUACCAAACAGCCUUCGUGUCUGCAGUCAUCAAGAGAACUAUUUAUUACGUGAUAAAAAACAUUAAAAUGGCCCAGUUUUACAAUUUGAUCUUUAUUUUUUUUUUUACAUUUUCAGGGUUUAGAUGUUCAUAAGACUGAGUGAAUAUGAGAAAUUAUAGAAAUAAACGUCAUCAGUAUCUGUAGCAGUGAGUAGGUACUCAGCAAAGCAAAUCUAUCACCACUACUAAAAAAAAUGAUCAGUGAUAGUUUAAAACACCUUUUUCAUACAUAGAGGUUAACCAAUUGCCUUCAGGUUGACUCUGAUUUAUGGCAACCCCACGUGUCAGAGUAGAACUGUGCUCCAUAGGGUUUCCAAUGGCUGAUUUUUCAGAAGUAGAUCGCCAGGCCUUUUCUUCCAAGGUGCCUCUGGGUGGACUCAGACUUUCAACCUUUCAGUUAGCAGCCAAACGCUUAACCAUUUGCACCAUGCAGGAACGCCUCAUAAAGGUUGGAACACAAAUGGCAGGGCCUGAGCCAAGAAAACUUUGUAUCUGGGACCUUCUCUGAAAGUUCAGAAGAGUUCCUAAUUAAACUAUCUUUUCGUCUCCAUGAUAAUUCCUUAGAACAUCUUUAUAUGUCAUUGAAUCAGCAUUUUAAACUUUUUUUCCUUUUAUCAUAGACGGAUGAAACAUUUGGAUACUGUAUUUUCUAACUACAUGAGAAGGGGAAAAUAAACAUACUGAAAUCUU
Loxodonta africana (African savanna elephant) is the source of this 1728-nucleotide messenger RNA. RefSeq names its product NSA2 ribosome biogenesis factor (gene NSA2). Gene Ontology annotation, biological process: maturation of LSU-rRNA; maturation of 5.8S rRNA. The transcript has 6 exons. The record is from RefSeq and is a predicted model, not a curated record. NCBI's taxonomy places the organism in Eukaryota, Metazoa, Chordata, Mammalia, Proboscidea, Elephantidae. Gene Ontology annotation, cellular component: preribosome, large subunit precursor; nucleolus. The coding region runs from base 131 to 913 and encodes 260 amino acids.